This is a messenger RNA of Haliotis rufescens (red abalone), 597 nucleotides long. Its product is annotated as vicilin-like seed storage protein At2g18540. The transcript has 2 exons. Lineage: Eukaryota; Metazoa; Mollusca; Gastropoda; Lepetellida; Haliotidae. The record is from RefSeq and is a predicted model, not a curated record. The coding region runs from base 1 to 597 and encodes 198 amino acids.
AUGGAUCCAGGUAGUCCUGUGGGUAUCCAGGUCCUACUCGGUACCCAUCUGACCCAAGUACCCGAGUUACGCGUCCCAGCCGUACAAAAAGAAAAAAGAGAAAAGGGAAGAGAAAAGAAGGGAAGGGGAAAGAAGGGAAGAGAAAAGAAGGGAAGAGAAAAUAGGAGAAAAGAAGGGAAAAGAAAAGAGAAGAAAAGGGAAGAGAAAAGAAGGGAAGAGAAAAUAGGAGAAAAGGGAAGAGAAAAGAGGAGAAAAGAAGGGAAGAGAAAAGAAAGGAAGGGAAAAGAAGGGAAGAGAAAAGAAAGGAAGGGAAAAGAAGGGAAGGGAAAAGAAAGGAAGGGAAAAGAAGGAAAGGGAAAAGAAGGGAAGAGAAAAGAGGAGAAAAGAAGGGAAGAAAAAGAGAAGAAAAGGGAAGAGAAAAGAGGAGAAAAGAAGGGAAGAGAAAAGAAAGGAAGAGAAAAGAAGGGAAGAAAAAGAGAAGAAAAGGGAAGAGAAAAGAGGAGAAAAGAAGGGAAGAGAAAAGAAAGGAAGGGAAAAGAAGGAAAGGGAAAAGAAGGGAAGAGAAAAGACGAGAAAAGAAGGAAAAAGAAAAGAUGA